Messenger RNA from Epithele typhae, 465 nucleotides. RefSeq names its product EF-hand protein. The coding region runs from base 1 to 465 and encodes 154 amino acids. Gene Ontology annotation, molecular function: calcium ion binding. Gene Ontology annotation, cellular component: myosin II complex. Gene Ontology annotation, biological process: mitotic actomyosin contractile ring assembly. NCBI's taxonomy places the organism in Eukaryota, Fungi, Basidiomycota, Agaricomycetes, Polyporales, Epitheliaceae. The transcript is spliced from 5 exons. The record is from RefSeq and is a predicted model, not a curated record.
AUGCUAUUUGGCAGGGUUUUGAGGUACCGUAUCGGACUCUUGGGCCGUUUGCCUCAGUACAAGGAGGCGUUCGCGCUCUUCGACAAGAAGGGCACCGGCGCGGUCCCCAGGACGGUGCUCGGCGACCUGCUCCGCGCGCUCGGCCAGAACCCGACCCAGGCGGAGGUCGCGGACAUCGUCGCCACGGCGCCUUCGGAAGUCGACUACAAGACGUUCCUCACCAUCCUCAACCGGCCAGACGGGUUCAAGCCCGCAGGGACACCCGAGGAGUUCAUUCGUGGAUUCCAGGUGUUCGACAAGGAGGGGAACGGCUUCAUCGGUGCGGGUGAGCUGCGGUACGUGCUCACCCAGCUCGGAGAGAAGAUGACGGACGAGGAGGUGGACGAGCUCCUCAAAGGCGCACAAAUCGGACCGGACGGAAACGUGAACUACGAGUCCUUCGUCCGCACGAUCCUGAGCCAGUAG